AGACUACACAACCUAGCUCGCAAUUCUGUCGAUUUGGCUGUUCGCUAAGGAGUUAUGCCGAAUGCUUGUCUGCAGGUGGCGCUUCGCUAUUUUGAAACAGACAGGCUGGUUAAAGCGUCGAUGGACACAUUCAGAAUCUCGCUAUUUGUACAAUAUUUGCAUCGAGAAACUUUACGUUCAGGGAAGAGUACGAUCACACCGUUGCUCGGGUGGAGUCUGCGCGUUCGGUACCGAUACAUUGACUGUAAAGAUAUGACUGUGUGAGAAAUAGGAUCUUUCCAAAUAUCCCAAGUCUUUUUUAUUUUGGUAGGGGGGUAGCAAUCCCCGUCAGCCACUAGCUACGACUUAGCAGCGUGCUGUCCCGACUCAUGAACACAUAAAGUGAAGGCGCCACGCAUUUCGCUGUUGACAACUUUGUGAUAAGGGGGUGGAAAACAUGGCUGCCAGCCUCUUCGUCAUCCUCAUCUUCCUCCCCUGCCUGUUGCUAGGCGCUGGAGCCGAAGGCGCAGCGACGCCGUCAGAAGCCCUUGUCCAGGACCCCCACAUCACCGGCUGCUUGUCCCGGGAGCAGGAGACGUUCCGUUGCUGGUGGAGCGCCGGAAGCUUCCAGAACCUGACGGAGCCCGGGGCCCUGAGGGUCUUCUUCGCCACCUCUCGGCCCAGUGGCUGGAUGGAGUGUCCGGACUACUCGGUCGAUGUGCCAAACGAGUGCUACUUCAACAAGAGCUACACGUCCAUCUGGACCAAGUACUGCGUGCAACUGCGGGCCCAGGCCCAGAACAUCACCUACAGCGAGCUCUGCUUCGACGUGCAGAACAUAGUGCACCCUGACCCCCCCAUACGGCUGAACUGGACUCUCCUGAGCGUCAGCCGGUCGGGCCUGCACUUCGACAUCAUCGUGCACUGGGCGCCGCCCCCCUCCGCGGACGUGAAGGGCGGGUGGAUGACGCUGGUGUACGAGGUGCACUACCGGGAGAGAAACGCCUCAAAGUGGACCACGCCCUGUCCCCUCUCCCCGUACCCCCAGCUGGAGCAGGAGGGCAUCCAGCAGUCCAUCUACGGCCUGCAGACCGGCACAGAGUACGAGAUCCGGGUGCGCUGCAAGAUGCGCUCCUUCGAGAACUUCGGUGACCUGAGCGAGGCCAUCCUGGUGUACAUCCAGCCCAUACCCACCAAAGAAUCCCAGUUUCCCCUCACGCGGAUCCUGAUCUUCGGCGCCGUGGGAAUAGGGAUCCUCCUCGUGCUCUUCGCCUUCUCCCGGCAGCAGAAGCUGAUGGUGAUCCUGCUGCCCCCUGUCCCGGCUCCCAAAAUCAAAGGGAUCGACCCGGACCUUCUAAAGAAGGGAAAGUUGGAGGAGUUGAGCUCCAUCCUGAGCAGCCACCACACGUACCAGCCGGAGCCGUACCAGGAGGACGACUGGGUGGAGUUCAUCGAGGUGGACGCGGGCGAUUCGUGCGAGAAGUCGGGGCCGGAGUCGGACACGCAGCGCCUCCUGGGCUCCAGCUCCGGCCUCCUGGGCCUGAAGGACGACGACUCGGGCCGGGCCAGCUGCUACGACCCCGAGUUCCCGGACCUGGAAACCCCCGAGCUGGCCAGCCCGGACCCCCUGGCCCCCCCGAAGCAGGGCCCGGGCUCCGCCCACCUGGCCACGCCCUGUUCCGCCACCCCCUCCCCCACCUCCGCGGAGCCCGCCCACCCUCUCAUCCAGACCCGGCAGGGCACUCAGCCCUGGGUCAACAUGGACUUCUACGCCCAGGUGAGCGACGUCACCCCCUCGGGAGGGGUGGUGCUGUCCCCCGGCCAGCAGGGCGGCGCCCCUGAGAAGGCGGAGGAGGAGAAGAAGAAGGAGGAGGAGAAGAAAGGGGAGGAGGAAAAGGAGGGGCAAGAGAAGGAGAAGGAGGAAGAGAGGGAGAAGUCAAAGAAGAAGAAGAAGGAGGAGGAGAAGAAGUUCCAGCUAGUGGUGGUGGACCCCGAGGGUGGGGCCUAUACUUCUGAGAGGGACGCCCACCAAAUCAGUGCCGAAUUUAAACCUGGCCAGGGCUACACCCCCGACCCUCCUCAAGCACCAGCUGUAGGGGUCCCCGCAGGGGGAUAUCAGAGCCCCUACCUGCUGAUCGAGACCCCCCCGUGCCCCCCACUUCCCCCUGUGUCAGACUAUACCGUGGUUCAGGAUGUUGAUGCCCAACACAGCCUCCUCCUCAACCCCACCCCUCCCGAACCCCAGAUACCCCACCCCCCCACCCCCGCCAAGCCUCUCCCACCCAUGCCUGUGGGGUAUCUAACCCCUGACCUGCUGGGCAACAUUACCCCGUAAUCGCACGCCACCAACCACCCAAACCACACCCAUGGAGGUCAAGGGUCAAAGGAGGCUUUACCAAUGCAUCACACAGACACGCUCUACCGUUCACUGCUGGAAGCCAAAACUACACAGACCGUACGCAGACUGUACGAAUGUGAGACCGCACUUGAGCAGCAGGCAGCCAGGGGGCGCCAGAGGGACUGGCGUUAGUGCGGCCGUGAUGUGGACUAAAAGGACGAAGAAGGCUGUCUGGAAGUCCUCUGGGAGCAGAGCUCUGCAGACAACUUCAUCACCUGCUAUUAUACAUUUAAUCAUUUUACACACACAAGUGCUUAUCCUACUCACCGACACACAGACACAUGCACAAGUACAUGAAUUACAUACACGCACUCAUGUUCAUACACACACACACACACUCACGUUCAUACAUACAUACAUACAUACAUACAUACACACACACACACACACACACACAGAGGGAGAUGAUUGAUGCACAAUGUGAGGUAAUUAAUGUAUCCUAGUGCAGGGGGCUACAACACAAGUGUUACUUAAUGUUGAUACUCACACAUAUUUACUAAGCUCUUUUCUCUGACUGCAGAAAAGCUGUUUACAAACCACAACGAUCUCACAACAAGGACAUGGUUUUAUGUUUUGGUUUUAUUUUUUAAAUGUGUAUAAAAAAUGAUUUUAAACUGUGAUUCAGUGUUCCCUGUUAAAAUUCUUGUUGGGUUUUAUUUUUUCUGAUACCCCCCCCAUAUCAGUGUAUUAGUGAUUAGAGUAUUUGUUGGUCAGUGUUCACUUGGUUGAUCAAACGUGGUUCGAUUCUACAAUUCUCUAACAAAUGGACGAUCACGUGAUUGGUUCCGAUGUGUCAGGUGUGAGGUGAGAAGAGGAAGAGGAAGAGGAAAAGGAAAAAAGAUGGAGGUUUGAAAACAACCAUAUUGAGCAAGAUUUUGAAAUGGCCCUGUUCUGCUUUGGGGCCUUGAGGAACCCCACCCGCACAGAACUGGUGAAGAGCUUUAACCUGCUUUAACUGAAGUACGCAUGAGUUAACCCUGGAAUAGGCUCAAACAAAGCCAAUGCAAGCAUUUAACACUAAACCAUUUUUACUACACCAGGAAUCCUCAAUAUGGAGACUGACUUGGGGUCAUUAGAAACCAAGGAAAGGAGUGUAUAAUCUGAUGAACGAAUGAAAGAACAUACAACUGAUUGUUGUGCCAGCAUUGCAUUUUUAAUACUGUUACUGCUGCUGUUUUAUGUGGUUGGUUUUGCCAUGUUUAUCGGGAUAUAAACCUGAUAAUCAGCAGUUCAUUUUCAAACAGGUCUGUCUUUCUCCAUAAGAGAUUGAAUGCAAUCCAGUGUGCACUUAGCAUAUGUGUAGGUGUCUUGAAUAGCAUCAAAAAAAGCAGAAUGUAACUGUCCAGCAGUUCAUCUUAGAUGCCUUUUAGUUUAUUUUAAUUAGUACUAAUCAGUUUUGUUGUAAAAAGCUGCCUAUCUGUGCCUAUCUGUUGGACAGCAUAAUAUACGCAUUACCUGUUAUCUGCCCCACACUGAAUCUACACAUUUCUCAUUGACAUUAACGGGUGUGGGCAGCGGACAUGCCCAGCCAUCUCCUAAGUGACCUCGCUCAACGCAAGCUGUUAUCACAACAUUACCACAAUGUUGAGAGAACCUUGCGUGUUGGCCAUACUGUAGAUUUCUGAGGCUUCAAAGUCUCGUUUGACUUUUGGCCUAAGUUAGAAAUUCUGCUUUCAUCAACCAUUAAUAACGAUGUUCUCACAGUUGACUGAUAGAGUGAUGGAGAGAAUGUCGUUUGCCGUUCUCGUUUCCCCAAAAGCUUUCGAGCCGCUUUCUCCUCUUGGUACGAGUGCACAGACACAGCCCAUAUUAGCUGGAAGAGGAAGACAUAUUUUGACGCGAACGCACCGUGCAGUGGUCUGACUGAAUCCAAGCGAGUGAUUAAACGCGAUGGCUGCUUCAGCGCAUAUGAAUUUGAAAACGUGCUACGUCGUAGUUUUCGUUUUUUUCUGUUUGCGUAUUGUUUGGUCUUGUUUUUAACUGGAAGAGUGCUCUCUCUCUCUCUCCUCUCUCUCUCUCUCUCGCCGUUUCAAACCAGGCCUUCACAAAACACCCUCAUAUAUUUUUUUCUUGUUCACAAUAGCACCAGUGUUACUGCUUGUUUGAGCCUCUUGAAGAUAGUGUGUAAAGUUUACUGAAUGCGCACUGGGAUUUGCCGUAACCAGCAUCUUGGUUGAAAUAGUACUUGUUUUGGACUUGCUGUUCUGCGCUCUAUUGAUCUUGCCUGGUGUAUUUGAACCUGCUAGGGAAAGCAGAUGGGCAUUUGGGAUCAUUUCACUUGUUCCAAUACCUCAGGCGAUCUUAGUCAAAUGCAGAAAAGUAUUUUAAUCCACUGCAAAUACUAUUUGAAUCCAGAUCUGUGUCCUCCUGCUAGCUCCUCCUGGGAUCGCUACGAUGAACCACACAAGCUGCAGACCAGCAGGUUGCGUCUUCAUUUCCCCAGCUGCCUUUCAAUGCUAGGUCUCGUUCUCAACCUUCGAAUUUGUAGUCUUUGCGUCUGUCCCAGCUCCUAAAAUGUGAGCCUUAGCCUUUAGCCUCAGUGUUUUUCUCGUUCUCGUUCGCACGCUGUAUUUGCGCUAACUGCAUCGGGUCUAAACGACAUCAAUCUCAUCCUUCAAAAGGGUCUUGGGUUUUAUUCUUCACGUCUACGAGUGUUGGCCUUGGUCUUACCUCAGUCAUCCAAGGUUUGGUUCUUUUUAAAAGAUCGAGGGGCAGAGGGUUGUGUGAAGGAUCAAUUAAGGACUUGCAAAUGGCCUUUUGAUGUUCACGUUCUCAGAUUUUUUUUUUUUUUCUUUUUUCUUUUUUUGCCUCAAGCAUUGUCUGCACAGUUGGACAAGCUCUUGAGGUAGCACUACGAGAUAUUGGCCUUGGACUUCUGAGACCGAAAGACUUUCUAACAAAGUCAGUUACAGCACAGUUUGCCUUAAACAAGACAAAAUCAAGAAAAAAUAAAGACGAAGACGACAUGCUCGGUUUCUCAAAAAGAAAAACGUUUUAUUGUCGCCUAUCGUUGCCAAGCAUCGUUGAUUGGAGUUGUCAUACAGCAGCACCUGGCUGCUUACUCAAGCCUAUGUAAGCUAUACUGGCUUCUCCUAUUCCCUUUUUGUUAUUGUUUUAUUUUUCAGAAAAAAAAACUGCCUUAAAAUGAAUAGAGAAUCUCUGCUGCUUUUGAAAAAACCAGCAUGUCUAUGUCGAAAAUGAAAAUGUCUUAAUAUAACAUGUCAGUGAUGUAUGGUAUAUAAGCAUAUGUUGUGUUGCCCCAGAAACUUAAUUUUUUGCUGCUUUUCAUUUUUUGUUGUUGUUGUUUUUCUUGGUUUCAGAACAUUUUAAAAAUGCAUACAUAUCUAUGUAUAUGAAGAAAUACAAAUGGAUGGAUCUUCAUUGUUGAAAUGCAAAUUUUUAUUUUAAUAUGAUAGAAAGAGUUCUUAAUCCUGUUAAUUGUUUAUUGUUAUGUGUAUUCUUGCUAGAAUGUACAAUGUAGCAUGUUGGGACUUUAUAUAAAAACCAAACACAAAGAAAUCUGCAGCUGGCUACUUUGUAUGGAAACUCAUUUAUACUCAACUGGUGGUGCAGCUUACAGAUAUCAUGUGUAGGGGUGUAGCCAAAGGACAAGGUGAGGGAGGGGGUGCAUAAGCUUAACACUAUAAGAUCCA
Conger conger (European conger) is the source of this 6030-nucleotide messenger RNA. RefSeq names its product growth hormone receptor a (gene ghra). The transcript is spliced from 9 exons. Gene Ontology annotation, cellular component: cytosol; growth hormone receptor complex; external side of plasma membrane. The record is from RefSeq and is a predicted model, not a curated record. NCBI's taxonomy places the organism in Eukaryota, Metazoa, Chordata, Actinopteri, Anguilliformes, Congridae. Gene Ontology annotation, biological process: positive regulation of peptidyl-tyrosine phosphorylation; cytokine-mediated signaling pathway; positive regulation of receptor signaling pathway via JAK-STAT. The coding region runs from base 437 to 2314 and encodes 625 amino acids. Gene Ontology annotation, molecular function: growth factor binding; cytokine binding; growth hormone receptor activity.